AUGUCUAUAGUUUACAUUGAUAAUCCACCUCCAAAAUAUAGAGACCAGUUGAAGAAUCAGAUCAAGAAGUUUCCAGCGGGAGCAAAAUCCUAUUUCAGAGAUUUCUUUCCUAUUGCCAACUGGUUGCCUAAUUAUAAUCUGAUUUGGCUGUCAGGCGAUUUAACAGCUGCUAUCACUGUGGGUACAUUGGUAAUUCCUCAAAGUCUAGCUUAUGCCAAGAUUGCAAGAUUGCCGCCAGUUUUUGGUUUGUAUACAAGCUUUAUAGGUACCAUUUUGUACCCCUUAUUUGGUACCUCCAAAGAUGUCAGCAUAGGCGUGAGUGCAAUCACUUCCUUACUUGUAGGACAAGUCAUUGGCAAACUCAUCGAAUCCGAGCAAUACAUUUCAGGCGCAUGGACAAUGGCCGAUGCAGCAAUCACACUUAGCUUAUUCUCGGGUCUGAUCGUUUUAGCUAUCGGUGUCUUUCGACUGGGCGCCAUCUAUCAAUUCAUAUGCCAACCUGCCAUUGCUGGUUUUAUGGCUGGUAGUGGUCUGACCAUUGUCAUCAAUCAGUUCAACAAAAUAUUCGGUAUACCCAACAUCAACACAUCUGAAGCACCCUAUCUUGUAUUCGGAAAGACACUAAUCAACUUGCAUCACUCCACUGUGGAUGCCGCUUUUGGUGUGUCCGCUCUUAUUUACCUCUACGGCGUAAAAUACCUUGCUCAAUAUCUCAUGCGCAAAUACCCUCAACACAACCGUCUCAUCUUCUUUUUCAACACCAGUAGAAGUAUCGUUGUCUUGGUAUUUGGCACUUUAUUGUGUUUCAUGAUCAACCAUUUUGGCCAAUUUUCAACAAGCCCAAUUAAGAUUAUCGGCGAUGUACCUGCUGGCUUCAAUCAUAUGGCUGUACCUGUCGUGAAGCCUGAUCUUCUCGGUUUCUUUGCUUCUGAUCUCCCUGGCAUCGUUGUCUUAUUGGUGAUGGAACACGGUGCUAUCUCUACCAGUUUAGGCAAAGUACAAGAUUAUAGAGUCAACAUGAGCCAGGAGUUGUUUUCCAAUGGCCUAGGAAAUGUACUAGGUGCCUUCUUUUGUUCAUACCCGGGCACAGGUGCAUUUGCUCGCAGUGCUGUCAUGUCGAAAUCAGGUGCACGCACUCCUUUAGCCAGCUUCUUUGUCGGCAUAAUUGUGGUUUUGGCCAUUUAUGUGUUUACUCCAGCAUUCAAAUACAUCCCAAUGGCCAGCUUAAGCGCCAUCAUUGCUCACUCUGUCACGGAUCUGAUCUUUGGUCCUACUGUUUGGAGAAAGUUUUGGGAAUUGAAUCCAAUGGAACUGCUUGUCUUCGCCUGUGCCUACAUCAUCGCCUUGUUUACUCGCAUUGAUAUUGCCGUCUAUGUCCCUGUCGUCCUCUCUGUCCUCGUGCAACUGUACCGAUCUGCUCGCCCUGGAUAUGCUGUGCUUGGCCGUGUUGAUCUCGACCCUGAGCUUGGCGACAUUAGAGACGAAAAGCACACAAAGCAGCAAGAAAUCGAAGACAUGAACGCUGUUGAUACAUUGGACAACACACUCUUUUUCCCUGAAAACCACCCUAUCUUGGGUAGCUACGUGAAACCUGUUGAUUCUGGUAUUGUCUGCUUCCAACCUCAAGAGAACGUUGUCUUUCAAAAUGCUGCCUUCACCUUUGAUAAGCUAUUCGAAGAGAUCGAGCGCACUACGCGUCGUGGUAAACUUCCUGCCGAAAAGAUGGGCGAUCGUCCCUGGAAUAAUACUGAAGGCGUUGGCAAAAGCCAAUUGAAACCCUUAUUGCACUCUGUGGUUCUGGACCUCUCUGGUGUGCAUCAAAUGGACUACUCGGGAAUGGAAGCAUUGACUGACGCUGCUGUUGCUGCUGAGCGCUACUCGGGUCAACAUGUGCAUUGGUACAUUGUCACUGGCGAAUCCAUGGCUGUACGAAAGUCUCUUUUGUUUGCUGGCUUUGGCAAUCAACGCAGCGAUGGCAAGACACCUGGCCGUUUCCUCUCUGAUUUGAGACAUGGCGUACCUGAAGACGGUCAUCGUCCUGGUGUUGAAGGUUGUCGCUCUUACGACCCCAAUGCUGUUACCAACCAUGACGAUGAAAAGAAUGAUUUUGAGCAAGUUGUCGUUAUCGAGCAAGUAGAAGUACAACAACGCCGCCCUAGUUUCAUUCACAAGGCUAUGGGCAGAAGCAACCAGAGCUCCUCCACCUUGGAUCAAGAUCAACAAACUCAAGAUUUCAGCACAACACCUUGCAAUGAUUCUGCUCAAUGGUGCUAUUGCCACAACACAUCUAUUGCUCCCAACGUCAGGAUUACCGCUGUUCAUGACAGAUUCCCCUUUUUUUUCAGAUCUUUGCAUGAAGCUGUUCGUGCUGCCCUGAUCGGAAAGGCCAUUUCCGCCAGCCAUCUCUUGGAUAACAUCAGUGUAAUAUCAGAUAGAGAUGAAACCACAUCACCUGGCGAAAGUAGCUCCUCAUAA
Mucor velutinosus is the source of this 2475-nucleotide messenger RNA. Its product is annotated as Dicer-like protein 1. Lineage: Eukaryota; Fungi; Mucoromycota; Mucoromycetes; Mucorales; Mucoraceae. The record is from RefSeq and is a predicted model, not a curated record. Gene Ontology annotation, molecular function: secondary active sulfate transmembrane transporter activity. Gene Ontology annotation, cellular component: plasma membrane. Gene Ontology annotation, biological process: transmembrane transport. The transcript has 4 exons. The coding region runs from base 1 to 2475 and encodes 824 amino acids.